This is a messenger RNA of Anarrhichthys ocellatus (wolf-eel), 3307 nucleotides long. RefSeq names its product RAB25, member RAS oncogene family b (gene rab25b). Lineage: Eukaryota; Metazoa; Chordata; Actinopteri; Perciformes; Anarhichadidae. Gene Ontology annotation, molecular function: GTP binding; GTPase activity. The record is from RefSeq and is a predicted model, not a curated record. The transcript is spliced from 5 exons. Bases 1452 to 2078 code for a protein of 208 amino acids.
UAGUUUCAGUAUUCUCUGAAACUAAUGUUAUUGAAUCUGUGUUUUUAGUGUCAAAUUAGAAAGGCCUGCGAAGGAAAGCUUGAGAGUCUAUAUCUUAAUUCAAUAGGAAGCACUUUAGAUGCAUUUUGGAUUGUUUAGCAUUGUUAUGAAUGGAUUUAUCAGGUACGUACAAUACAACAUCCUCAUGUUGUUAUUUUGCUCUUAUUGGGAAAAAAAAAAAAGAUUGUAUUCACAUUUCCAUGUUGCUAUCUUUCCAUGAUAGGUUUCUGUAGAUACUAGGAGUGGAACUAGAAGUUCCAUUGACUCACUCACUGUUCGCAUGCUCAUCUGCUUCAACACCUGAAACGAAUAUCACUGAAAUCCUUUGAGCAGCCUAAUGAUUGGUUGACUGAAAAAAAGCCUUUGUUGGUCAUUCUGAGUGCAGUUCAGUCACAGUCCAAGGAUUGCACAAAGUUCUUUUUUAUAACAUCACUUCAAAUCCGUUGGAGAUCUAAAUUCGAUAGAUGAAAACAGGAUUUAUCUGCAUGUCGGUGUUUAGAGAAAAGCAUCAACAAUUAUAUGAAACAUUUUGAUGACUUAUUGCUAAAUAUUUAAGAAUAUGAGCCAAACAGUCAGUUAACCAUGAUGGGGCCAACAAGGCUUAUUUAUAUGAUGUUCUGGUGCAUUUAUGGCCCAGAACACAAGAUGUAAGACUCCCUACAGUUUGAGUGACCGUGACCUCUUUGGAGGCCGAUGAGAUCGUCGAUAAAAGUGUAAAAAUGUUUGACAAGACAAAUCUAACUAUCAUGUCCCAAAGUUAUAAACUACACACAAAAUAAAUGAUCUCUUCUUUUGAAAAUGCAUCUUGAAACAGAUACUACUGAAAUUACCACAUGCAGUAAAUGGCUUUGUCUGUGUGACCAGAGGAUCAAAUAGAAACAACAGACAUGUUGAGCUCAAGCAGAGACUGAUAGAAAACCAUGUGAACUCUGUUUCGGGGUGUCGUUUCCCUUGUAGUGAAGAUGAUCAGUGAUACUUGCUUCCUGCUUUCUGUAAUUGGACCGGUCCAGCAGGAGGCGCCUGACAGCCCCUCUCAGCUGUACCUGCUUACUCGACCCACCUGUCCAACCUGCCCCGCAUUAAGACACACCUCUGCAGCUGCCCCACCACUCCCUGACACAAGCCCCGCCUGCUGCAGCUGAACAACAACCUGGAUACACUCAGCAUGUCUUGUUCAAACAAGCCAGCUUUCUAACUCAGAUAGGGAAGGGUGACGAAGGGCAGAAAAGCUGGCGACUGGCAUUGAUGUGUCAAAACUGCAGCCACUGUCUUUCCUGAAGCCUGAGGAUCUGAGGAGGAGGCUGUGUUGUGGUGUGAGUCAGUGUCGUCUUACAUCCUGACCUGCGGAUCAAUCUGUGAGUGCUGGAGACGCGGCAGUAAACUGAGGGGCGGCAACACUGAAUGGACAGAACAUGGGGUCAGAUGAGGCCUACAACUUUGUCUUUAAGGUGGUUCUAAUUGGAGAAUCUGGUGUAGGAAAGAGCAAUAUGCUGUCCCGCUUCACCAAAAACGAGUUCAACCAUGACAGCCGCACAACCAUCGGGGUGGAGUUCAGCACACGGACAACGCAGCUCAGCGGCUACACCAUCAAGGCCCAGAUCUGGGACACGGCCGGACUGGAGCGAUACCGGGCCAUCACUUCUGCGUAUUACAGAGGUGCAGUCGGAGCCCUGCUGGUCUAUGACAUCACGAAGCACCUCACCUAUGAGAGUGUGGAGCGCUGGCUGAAGGAGCUGUACGACCAUGCUGACCCCCACAUCGUGGUCAUGCUGGUGGGCAACAAGACCGACCUGGAAUCAGAGAGGUCUGUGCCCACCGAAGAGGCAAAAGACUACGCAGAAAAGAAUGGUCUUUUGUUCCUGGAGACGUCUGCUUUGGAGUCAACUAACGUGGAAGCAGCAUUCAACAACGUCCUAGCAGAGAUUCACAGGAAGGCGAACAGUAAGGAAGUGGUUCGGGGCUCCAUCAGUGCUGUGUCCUUGAGCAGCUCCAGCGCAGAAAACGAAGAGGAGGGGAAACCCUGCUGCAGGAACGUCUGAUCACAGGGUCCUCCAGGAGCCCCGGGGCCUCAGGGUGGGCGACAGGUGAACUUCACCCACAACCUUGUGUCGAGCUUGACGAGAGGCACGCGACACGGCAACCACGGGUGCCCAUAUAAACGGUUUUGGCUUAAGUGAUGUCACUUUGAUGCACAAGCUGCAUGAUGGCAUAUUCAAAAGAUGAUUAAUAUAUGUGAAUGAAUGUGCAGGAGUCCAACAUCAUUCUUCUGAGAGUCACUGCUGACUAUAGGUCAAAAGUUAAACACUUAACCGUGAGACCUGUAAGAUGAUAUAUUUAUAAUCCAUACACAGAAUUGGAGCACCGUAGAUGCAUCAUAGCAUGUGUAAAUGUAAAUGACACGUGACUGUUUUAUAGUUUGUUGGUUGGUGGCACUGCGAGUCUUGCUGUCACUGCUGUGCGUGUGCUACAGCUGAUGAUCGGGGAUCAGAUUGAUUGCAAUUCUGUUGAAAAAUAAAGGAUUUAUGGAGACCUACUGUGUGCUAUUUGUGUCUUCUAACAAAAGAUAUAGGUAUUUUUUCUCAGAGGACAUUUUGACACGUCACAGUAAGAAAAGCUCAGGUGUAAAUAAGACAAUUAGUGAUUUUGCUUCAGCCUCAGGGUGCUGGUAUUGAGCCUGCUAGCUCACUCUCACACUGCCGUGAGUUAAUGGAAAACUUCAACAGCCAUCGUUAAUGUUCUUAACAUCCUGUGCUUUUCCUACUACGACUAGUCAAAAGUCUGCUCUGAUAAAGACCUUUAGAAUUAAAGGAGGAAUACCAGAUUAGUCAGAUUUACCACCUCAGCAGCGAUUCAGUUCAAAUGAAAUGUUAGUUUUCAAUCACAGCAACACACUAAACUGACAAAUAGUUUUCUGAGUUAAGCUCAACUCUCCGGUAAACAUUAUUAGUUUGUGUUUGUGUUUCUGAUCCAAUCCUCUCUCAAACUGUUUCACAUCAAACGCUUGGCUGCAGCAGAGGUUCUUAACCUUGCAGGAACUCCAUAAUGAGGUCUAAAAACGCUGAAGACGCAAAGAUGUGGAAACAAAAAAAUAUCUUUUAGACAUACAGCGUCUCCUUUCGACAGAAUAGGUCAGGGGUGAGCAACCCUUUCAAGCGUUAAAUUCAUUUUUCUUCUGACUGUGCUGCGAUGAUUAACUGGCCCAAUUAAAGCUGGCGAAACCCUAUCAGAAUGAUGAUGUACGUAGUGAAUGAGUGCACAGACCUCUUUA